AUGGCCCAGGCGCUGCGACACCUUCUUGAUGGUCUUUCUGCUUGUGACCUUGGCGAUGCGUACUUGCACAACGUGAACUCAAGCUCAUGCGACCGAGCUUAUCCUGAGAUGUCCUGCAGCGACUUGGACUACAUGGCACGUCACCGCGUGGUCUACGAAGAGCCCUUUUAUGACCAGCAUCUUCAGUCGAGCAAGAUGGAGAAACUCUCCUUGACCAUCCUCGAGCUUGCUUUGCACAUGACGCGCCACGCCAACGAGCGGAUCCUCAUGAACUUUCUGGAGUGGGAUGCCGAGCAUGCGCGGCAGCAUGGGGGAGACCUGGAAGAUCGCAUCCAAAUCAUUCGGCUUCUGCUUGAGAGCGGUUUCCUCUGGGGCAGCAGCGAUCUGGUCUGCCAUGUGGUCCGCCCAGACAAUGGCUACAGAAGUAUGGUUCGAGAUGCCUUCGCAAGGACGAUUUUGCACGAUUUGGUGCGGGAUGCGGUCCACCUCAGCUGGGAUCGCAUUGCCGAGUUGCGCCAAAGUCCUGCGUGUGGGGGCAAUAACAUGGAUGGAGUUGUGUGGAUUGGGGCACAGGCCCCCGACUCCUUCACGCUUACUGGCCUUUUCAAUCAGAAAACCGUGCUGAUGCUGGCAGCAGAGGAUGACAGUGACCACGAUGCAGCCGUCAUCAAUUUCCCGGAGCUGGUUCGACUCUACACAAUGAUGGAGGCGCCGCUUACGACCGUGAACGAAUACGGCUGGAAUGCAGAGAUGCUUGCAGCGGCGAAGCUCAACACUGAGCAUGCUGGCUACCUGAGGCGUACAGUGGAGCAUCAGUGGUACCAGGAGUACGAACAUCAGUUCGCCUAUUUGAGUUCCGCCUUCUUGCCACAAUCAUGGCCUCUUCCAGCUUGGCUCGCAGACGUAGCUGUGUCAGCCUCUUUGCAUAUACAUUGGCUUGCUUGGCUUGCUGUGGCCGGUAUGCUCGUCACUGUGGUGUUGUGUUUCAUGCUGUCCAGCUGCUGUCACGGCUCCGGUGAAGGAUGCUUGACACUUCAGGGCAUUGACAUCUUUUUCAGGGUGCUGUGGCUACUGAUCCUCAAUACAGCAGUUGUGGCGCUGCCUCCCAUCAUUGCCAUCGCUGUGCAGCAGCAAGUUGGGCUGUUUUCGGUUCCCGCAAUCAGCAAAUGGAAUCCUCUCCCUCUUGCAACGAAGUGCAUUGUCUGGCUUUGUUUCUUUGCUGUGUGGCUCUGCAUCUUCGUCGACUGGCGCAGGGCACGUGAGAGGGCCUCCAAUGUCCUCCACGGAAACGAGCAGAGGGUCCGCCUUUGGAGGAAAUUUUGGGGUUUAGAGUUUAGGGUUUAG
Messenger RNA from Symbiodinium necroappetens, 1344 nucleotides. The record is from the annotation of a GenBank genome assembly. Lineage: Eukaryota; Dinophyceae; Suessiales; Symbiodiniaceae.